Messenger RNA from Astrephomene gubernaculifera, 2858 nucleotides. The record is from the annotation of a GenBank genome assembly. NCBI's taxonomy places the organism in Eukaryota, Viridiplantae, Chlorophyta, Chlorophyceae, Chlamydomonadales, Astrephomenaceae.
UUUAAACGUAUGAUGAAGUCAGAUUAAGAACCUAGAAGCUCAUGGAGUUGUAGGACAAAUCAAAGACAGGUGACAGCAAGACCUCUAGGCAGCCAUGGAGGCUGCCCGAAUGAACGCCGCUGAGGAAAUGGAGGCCUCUGUUACAGGGAGCACCGCUGGCGCCAGCGUCCGCCCGGGAACAACGGCAAAAUCUAACGCUAUACGACCGGUAUCUUCUAAAUACAUGCAGGCGGUUGCUGCCUCCGGAUCAGCCGCUAGCAACCAGCGUCAUGAGGUAUCAAGCCGUGACAGUUACCCUGCGCGGAGCGGUGCAAGCAUGGGAUUGGGUUCUGUUUCCGCCACGCCGGCACAGGGACUGCAUGCUGGCCGCAGCCUCAACCUAACAUCCUCGCUGAGGACACAGGGGGCGCCGUCCACCAGGAUGUCCCAUGGACGUGAGUCCGGAGUGUUUGGUAGCAGCCCUGGUCGCGGCAGCAUCUUGUCGGCGAUCGACACAGCUGCUCAGGAUAGCCGCAAGGAGGCACUAGCCAGGUACAAGCAGGAAAAGGCGGCACGGGCUGGCGCCGCGGCCGUAGGCGCCGGCAGCAUGGGGCCGCCCAGCGCUCCCUCCGCUGCGGCUGCCGGUGCUGGAGCCGCAGCAGGCAGCAGCCAAGGGCCACGGGUACCUGCUCUGAAGCUGGGAGUCCUUCGCGACGCAGCCGCUGCCCAAGCCCAAGCUGCAGCAGUAGCAGGAGGGGAAGCUGGUAAGGGCACGUCAGCUCGUGCGAGUGGAGGUGGAGCCCAGGUUGGCGGCAUUGGUACUGUCGUCAACACGGGUGGAGCCUCGGGUGCGGCGCCGUUGUCUGCUCGCGCUCUCGGACAACUGGCCGGCUCGAAGCCACAGGUGAUGGGGCGCUCGGCGAGCGGGGCCGUGGGCGUAAGCGGCCGCUCCAGCAAUGCCGCUGCGAACGCCGCCAAGUCGCCGCCCGUGCCGCGCUUGUCGUUGGUGCCGUCGGGCGGCCUGCGCGUGGCGGAACAGCAGCUCAAGACGGCAAUGAACUUGCCGCUUCCAAAGGAUGAAGUGUGGGACGCCGCACAGGUGGCCCUGCCGGCGGAUGGUGCCGAGGAGGCCCUGGUGCCAGCCGCUGCCAGAACUCCCUCUUCACGCAUAACUAAGAGCCCCCUCAGGGGUAUGCCCGGCGCCGCGGUUCCCUGGCCUGGACUCGGCCCGUCCCAGCCGUCAUCACAGCAAGUCCCGGCGCAGCCUCAGGCGCAGAACCAGCAGCAGCAGUCCAUGCCCGCACCCGCACGUAGCGCGCAACCGCUCAGCGCUCGGUCCGCGGCCCCCGCAGCAGCAGCACCCCCAGCAGCGCCUGCUGCUGUGCCCGCGGCCCCAGCUGCGCCUGCCGGGCAUGCAAGCCGGGCGUCAUCACAUGCGGAGGCCAGCACCUCUGACACUGGUGGCCGCUCCAUUGAGAAUCAGAUCAAGAUGGUGCGAUUACAGGAGCUGCAGUGGCGGUGCCUCACUGCCAAGCUUGCAGCCGCGGCCCGGCAUCGACGUGACGCGCGCCAACGGGAGAUUGGUGCUGUCUCCAUGCUCAUAGCGGACAUGAUGGCGCAAAACACCGCUGGGGCCGCUGCAAUCGCCACCAAGAAUGCCAUGAAGCGCACGCGAGACGUGCUCAGCACCCAGCUGCCGCUGCUAGAGCAAUGGCGCAACAUGCAGGACGCCCACGGGACGGCCAGCCAGGAGGUGCUCACGGCGCUGCAGAACGCGCUGACCAGCCUGCCCCUCGUCAACGGCGCCGCUCUGGGCACAGGCGGCGGCGACGCCUCCCAGGCGAUACCGCAGCUCCGCCGCGCGCUGGCCACUGGCCUGGCCUCCCUGCAGUCGGCUGAGGCGGCGCUGGGGUCGCUCCUGCAUGGCAGCUCGGGGGGCGGCAGCGGUGGUGCUGCGGAGGCACGGGGCGCCAGCCAGCAGCAGGGCGGUGUGCCGGCCAUGGCUGAGCUGCUACCACAGCUGCAUGAGACGCUUGUGGAGGAGGUUGCCACCCUGCGCUGCAUGCUUGCCAACCUCAACCAGCUGGCCACCAAGAUGGACGAGGCCGCCUGCCUGCGGGCGCACACCACUGCAGCGCUGGCGGCCCGGCAGGCGCAGGCGCGGGAGGAGGGCGAGGGGGCGAUGGACAUAGAUGCAGUGAUGGACGCCGCCCUGGCGGCGUUGGGCCUGGGGGUGGCGUAAUGCACUCGUCUGCCCCUGGUCAUGUGGCAUGUGUAUGCAUGCGGCUUAAGGAUGUGGUUGCGGAGAAGGCGGGUCAGGGGCAGAUGAAUUGUACAUCGUGGUGUGACAGGUGUUUGGAUUGCCAGUAUGCAUUCCUGACCAGCAGGUGUUGUCUAACGGACUCGAACGGAGACGGCCAUAUGAGAGGAGAAUAGGGAAAAUAGUCGGGAGCAGAUGUGCACCCACAGGUAUCCGGGCGUGUGUUGUGUCGGCAGGAUUGCCAAGUCCGCAUGCUGGUGGCCGUUCGUGAGGCCAUGAAUAACUGGUUGACAUGUACAUUCAACGUUAUUAGGUUGCGGCACAUAUCACUACUACCGGACACGUACCGGUAUAGAUUUUUGAAUACCUGUACAAUGCACUCGCGUCCACCCUAUUUCAGCCACCUUGCCACCGAAAGUUUGAGGGCUCUCCAAUUUGUUGAGCAGCAUGGAAUGUCAUAGGCCGGUGGUACUGUAUGGCUAGAUAGGCGCAUGGUGACGAUUCUGGAAAGCAUGACUGGACUUCAGCUGCACUGAACAUAAUCAUAUGGCGAGGGGGCCACGGAGGGAGAGGUCUUGACAUGUCUUGGAAGCGGCGCAAGCCACAAACGUUACAACGU